Messenger RNA from Salvelinus namaycush (lake trout), 1818 nucleotides. It is a transcript of the gene tmem260, whose product is annotated as transmembrane protein 260. The transcript has 14 exons. NCBI's taxonomy places the organism in Eukaryota, Metazoa, Chordata, Actinopteri, Salmoniformes, Salmonidae. Bases 1 to 1818 code for a protein of 605 amino acids. The record is from RefSeq and is a predicted model, not a curated record.
AUGAAGACUGGCAGACCCGGGGCCAGGUGCAGUGCUGGCUGGAGGGUGUUUGCUGUGUCCAGGCCCAGCUGGCAGUGGUCGGUGGUGGCCGAGGUCUUCUCCCUCAACCUCUUCGUUGGGCUCUUCUCCCUGACUGCCAGCUUCCACUGUGCAAAUAGUGCCCCCCAGAGGAGUAAGGUUGCGCUUUGGGGUGCGCUGUGCUGUGGCCUGGGCCUGUGUAACCAGCACACUCUGGUGUUGUACGUGGUGGUCAUCAUUCCCAGGGUCCUGCUCCACCUCUGCUCUCACAGAGAGCUAUCUGUCUGUGGGCUGAUGUCUCUGGGACUGUGUUUCCUGCCUGUCUCCUACCUGGACACAGCUCGCUGGAGCUGGGGAGGCCAGACUUCCCUCUCAGGCCUCCUCACUCACCUACAGAGGACUGGUUACGGCACCUUUAGCCUACCCGGCCCCACCCACUUCCAUCACCCCCGCUGGUUGAUGGACAAACAUACCUUCAAGACGAGGGAGAGAGGCAAACAUGACAAGCAUGUCACAUUGGGGACGGCUCAGCUGACCCACUGUAUGGCUGACCUGUCCCUCCCUGUGCUGGUCCUGGAUGGACUGAGCCUGUUCCUCCUCCUGGGACAGGUAAGGAUGCAGGGUGUUGUUCCCUGGCUUCUGACGGCCAUGCUGCUACUCUACUCCCUGUUCUUCACCUGGAUAGCCAACCUGGACACCAGCAGACCCCUACUGCUGGUAGUGGUGGAGCGGUUCUGGCUUCAGAGUGAUGCUGUGGUGUGUGUGCUGGCUGGGCUGGGCCUGAGUUGGACACACACAGGCCUGGAGAGGAGGCUAGGCCAUGGGGGUCUGUGGAGGGCCGGAGGCUGGCUCUUCACUAUAGGUCUCCUGGUACACAUGGUGCGCUCCAACCAUCGGGAGUGUGAUCAGAGCAGUAACAGUGUGGUGGAGCAGUUUGAGCGGGAGCUUCUGGUCUCUGUCCCUCCAGACUCUAUCAUCCUGACCCGGGGAGACCUCCCAGGGAACUCCCUGCGCUACUGCCAGGGUCUCUGGCCUGACGUACGCCUCGUUGACCAGGAGAUGAUGACAUACAGCUGGUACGUGGCCAAGCUGGGCCAGCAUCACCCUGGGGUUCACUUCCCAGGGCGCUGGUGGGACCCGGUCCACACUGAGGAGAAAGACACCUUCAGUCUGGAGCAGUUCCUCUCUCACAACACACAGGGGGCUGUGCUGGCCUGCAUCGGGCUGCCUGACCGGGACCCCAGCUGGGAGAGGAGCUUUUCUCACUGGCUCCUGGGUGUGUGUGACCACCUGGUGCCUGCCCAGGAGCCCUUCCACCCGGAGGAGUGGACCCGCCACACCCUCCACAUCUGGACCGAGCCACACAACAGGAUGAAGACGGCUUUCUUUCUGUUUGACCUGGCUGAGAGGAUCCAGGGAGAGGAGAAAACUCGCCUGUUUGAGCUCUCCUACACAGAGAGUCAGUCCUCCCAUAGCAAACAACUAGGACUGUGUAAGGAAAUUGUGGAGAGACGCACGGGCUACCCUCCCAACCGGGAUAAGAACCUGGCCCUGGCCAGCGAGAGGCUCCUGCAGCAUCCAGCACUUCAGCCUAGCACCUGUUGGGAGGCUGUCCAGACAGAUCAUAUUAAAGACCUGCUGGAGGAAUGUCCCCAACUCCCCCAGCCCCUCAGGAACUACCUCCCCACCCCUCUACCAGCCCUGCCCCCUGACCUACUGGUCACUGAUGAUCCCCUGUUAAUAGUCCACACACGUCUGACUCUGGGGACCGGUCCAUCUGAACCCCUAUGGGACCGCUGA